Molecule: messenger RNA, 203 nt
Organism: Rattus rattus (black rat)
Lineage: Eukaryota; Metazoa; Chordata; Mammalia; Rodentia; Muridae
Product: putative 60S ribosomal protein L39-like 5
Exons: 1
Coding region: 1-156 (51 amino acids)
Biological process (GO): translation
Cellular component (GO): ribosome; cytosolic large ribosomal subunit
Molecular function (GO): structural constituent of ribosome
Source: RefSeq, a predicted model, not a curated record
AUGUCUUCUCACAAGACUCUCGGAAUCAAGCAAUUCCUGGCCAAGAAACAAAAGCAAAAUCGUCCUAUUCCUCAGUGGAUUAGGAUGAAAGCUGGUAACACAAUCGGAUACAACUCUAAGAGGAGACACUGGAGGAGAAGGAAGCUGGGUCUGUAAGGAUUCAUACAAUGGCGAGACUGAGGGUUUAUACUCAUUGUGGUCGU